Molecule: messenger RNA, 2892 nt
Organism: Chenopodium quinoa (quinoa)
Lineage: Eukaryota; Viridiplantae; Streptophyta; Magnoliopsida; Caryophyllales; Amaranthaceae
Exons: 7
Coding region: 1-2892 (963 amino acids)
Biological process (GO): telomere maintenance; DNA repair
Molecular function (GO): DNA helicase activity
Source: RefSeq, a predicted model, not a curated record
AUGGACAUACGUACAAGUAUUUAUCGAUUCAGAGAGAAUUUGCAACACAAACAUGCUAGAUUAGCUGUUAGGCGAAGGUUACUAUUCAAACGCACUACAAACCAUGAAGAUCAUAUUUUCAAGCAUCGUCGUUACUUAUUGGAUAAAGAACCACGAUCCUUGCGACUAUUAAUGAUGCAAUUACGUCGAUCUACACAUCAAUAUCACGAUGUGACACGUGAAUUAGUGGAUCAAUUUCCUAAUGAGAUCAAUAUGAAUGAAAGCUCACUAAAUGAUGGGUUGCAAUUACGUCGAUCUGCACAUCAAUAUCACGAUGUGACACGUGAAGUGGAGCAAUUUGCUAAUGAGAUCAAUAUGAAUGAAAGCUCACCUAAUAAGGGGAUAGACAAUGAUGCUAGACCUGCUGAGCAAAUUGUCGGAAGGAUAGAAGUGACUCAUCGAUGUCGUAAAGAUGAGUUUGAUAGACGUUGGGAGUUUGGACCUAGAACGGUUGUGUUUCCUAAUUGCAAGGCCCUUAUGUGGAUAGAAGAAAGGGUAAAGAGUAGCAAUAAAACACACCCAAGGUUCAAUCACUGCUGUCAAAGUGGGCAAGUUAUAUUGCCGCUUUUACCUUUAACACCGUCAUUUCUACAUUCAGUUUUUCCAUGUCAGCAAUUUCGAAGCAAUAUUAGAGCUUUUAACUCUGUGUUAGCUUUCACCUCUAUGGGCGAUCGGAUAGAUAACACCGUGAAUGAUGGUAGAGGCCCCUAUGUCUAUCGUAUAAGUGGUAGCAAUUACCAUCGAAUUGGAACUUUACUCCCUGAGCCUGGAACUGGGCCAAAGUUUGCACAAUUGUACAUUUAUGACACUGAAAAUGAAACAUCUAACCGACUACGUUACAUGGGGGGUGCAGAGGCUUCUUCCCUAUAUCCAACAAUUUUACAAGGACUACAAACAAUGCUUGAUGAUAUCAAUCCUUAUGUCGCAGUAUUCAGAAAUGCCAGAAGUAUGUUGCGCGAUCAAGGUGAGCAUCAAGAUUUGAGAAUAAAGCUUAUUUGCGCAAGAGAAGGCAGACAAUAUAUCCAACCAACCGCAAGUGAAGUGGCGGCAUUGAUGGUAGGUGAUGGAACUAAUGACAUAGGUAAUCGGGAUAUCAUAUUACAAAAAGUAGAUGGUGGAUUAAAAAGGAUUGAUGAAACUCAUCCAAGUUAUAUGCCUUUUCAAUACCCACUAUUGUUCCCUUAUGGUACUGAUGGAUGGAGAGCUGGGAUACCUAAGGUGUCCGAUACAAGUACCAGUCGAAAUACUGUGACAAUGAGGCAAUUCUAUGCAUUUAGGAUACAUAAUAGGGAAGAAGAAUGUGACACCUUGAUAGAUGCUGGCCAGUUACUGCAACAAUUUAAUGUUGAUGCAUAUGCUGCAAUGGAACAAUAUCGAUUGCUUUUUAUAAGGAAAAAUCAAGGUAGGCUUCGCUCUGAUUUAUACAGUGGACUCCAAGAUGCAAUCACGACUGGAGAUGUGAAUGCUAUUGAUUUAGGCCGAAAAUUCAUAUUGCCAUCAUCCUUCACACGAAGCCCUCGUUAUAUGGCCCAUCUUUAUCAAGAUGCUAUAGCAGUUGUCCGUGUUUUGGGUCCACCUGAUUUAUUUAUAACUUUCACUUGCAAUCCAAACUGGCCUCAGAUUGUAAAUGAGAUAUCUAUAUGUGGAAAUCGCCGCAAUGAAGAUAGACCAAACAUUGUAGCGCAUUUUUAUGUCAUUGAAUUUCAAAAGCGAGGACUACCACAUGCGCAUAUUCUCAUAACAUUGGCUCCUGAAGAUAAGCCUAAGUGUCCAGAGGAUAUCGAUGUAAUUAUCUCUGCGAAAAUCCCUGACAAGGAUAGAGAUCCUUUGACAUAUGAAACAGUUACCAAGAACAUGCUCCAUGGACCAUGUGGGCCAUGUUUAAUAGAUGGAAAGUGUUUAAAGCAUUUCCCGAAGAAAUUUUGUGCAGAAACCACCUUUGAUGAAAAUGGCUUUGUGCAGUAUAGACGUAGGCAAAAUAGAAAGCCUAUCAUUGUUAAUGGAAGGGAGGUUGAUAAUCGUUGGGUGGUACCAUACAACAGAGAUUUAUGUGUUAAGUACAAUGCACACAUAAAUGUUGAGCGUGUUGGUGCGAGAAGUGUGGUGAAGUAUUUAUACAAGUAUGUUACUAAAGGUCAAGAUCGAGCAACAUUUGUCAUUGAAAACAAUACAGACACACGACGCAGCCAAGAGGUACGACAAGCAAGUAGGGUGGAUGAGAUACAACAAUACUUAGACUGUCGAUCCGCCUGUCAUGCCAUAAGGUUACUUGACGACGAUAAUGAGUGGCAUGCAACUUUGUCAGAAGCAUCUACCUGGGCAUCGGGUUCACAGUUGAGAAAUAUGUUUUGCGCCAUAUUGAUGUUUUCAGAAAAUCAAGGAUUACAAGAGAUUGAGCAUAUCUUGAAUAAACUUGGAAAGUCAUUGACAGAUUUCCCUGACAUGCCACAACCUUCUUCAGAGAUAUCACACACUGCCUUAAAUCGGUUGAUAAGAGAUGAACUUGAUUAUGCUACACAUGAUGAGGCCAAUAGAUUUGAUACCUUAGUUAGAGGGUUAAACAUGGAUCAAUAUAGAGUAUACGCUGCAAUACUCGAUGCACAUUCUCGAGAUGUAGGUGGGCUGUUUUUUGUCUACGGUAGUUGUGGGACAGGAAAGACAUACCUCUUGAACACUCUGAUUGCAAAAUUCAGAUCAGAAAGAAAGAUUGUGCUCUCCGUGGCUUCAUCGGGAAUUGCUACUUUAUUAUUGCCUGGGGGUAAAACUGCACAUUCAACUUUCAAGAUUCCUUUCGAUCCCCUGAUCAACAUUCGGUUUGUAACUUCAAAAAAGACUCAACCCGUGCUGAUUUGA